CUUUUUCUUCAUCUCUUUGUUGCUCACUUCAUUCUUUUCACUCAUUCAUUCAUUCAUUCAUUCAUUCAUUCAUUUCGUUUAUUCAUUCUUUUUAUUCAUUCAUUCAUUCAUUCAUUCAUUCAUUCUGCCUUGCAUUCUUAAUCACACACGCUUUUAUUAAUAUUAACCUAUCCUGACAAUAACAACAAAAGAAAAAAAACAAUGGCUCUGACAAAAGUAGGCCCUGAACAAGUGCAUGGUGACACCGCCCCCUCCACUCCUGCAACAACAGCAUGCACAGACUCCCCUCCAUCCACCAACAAGAAAGAUGUUCCUGCGACUCCACAAGAACAACAACCUGCCCACCAUGUCAUGUUUGUUGUGCAUGGCAUGGGACGUCAACUGGAAGAGUAUGGAAAUUACGAACGUAACGUUGGACAUCUCGUGGAAAACACAAAAGCAGUUCUACAAAGCGUUUUCCAUGAGGUUGAGACAAAUGUUCAUAUCAUUCCUAUUGAAUGGCAUGCUAAAAUACAUUCCUUGGUGGACGAUCGCAUGGCCUUGGCCUCACUUAAGACCGUGCCUAAGGUCCGUAUGGUUAUGAAUGACUACUUGGCGGACAUCCUCUACUACUUUAACAACCACUUUGGAGGAAUUAUGGUUCAAAUGAUCGUUGAUGAGCUGAACGAGGCAUACGAUACAUUUGUAGAAAAACAUCCAGAUUUCAAUGGCAAGAUUUCAGUCUUUGCACUAUCCCUCGGUGGCAUUGCUAUGUUCGAUAUCCUGACGUGUCAGGAUGAUGACAAUGAAGAGGAGGCAGAAAAGGAGGACCUUGCAGGCGAUAAUAACAAAGAUGAUGACACUAAUCAAAAGACAGUGCGCAGUGAAUCAGCUGACACAACAAUAACAAGAACUAAGAUGCAGCAUGGCCAAGAAGAAAGUACAUCCAUAGAAUCCUCUUCCUCGCCCCAAAAUACGGCAGUGCCAGGUAAAGGAACAUCAUCUCCAGCACCAGUAGCAACAAGUGCAACUGAACAGAGUAAAGGAACCCAGAAAUCCCAAUUCGGCCAAAAAUGCAAGAAGAGUAAUAAGGGUGAUAAUGUCAAAAUCAGGAAACAGGACGAGCCUAAAUUCCUCAGGAAGAUUCCAAAACUCAAAUUUAGACCCCAUUACCUCUUCACAGUGGGGUCACCCCUAGGUGCUGUGUUGGUGAUGCGGAACCUUGAUUGGGAGACAUUCCAUCCACCGGACGAUAUUAUCCAUCACAAUCUUUUCCACCCAUUUGAUCCUUUGGGUUAUAGGAUUGAGCCUUUGAUCGAUCCAAUUUUUGCCAAGGUCCCAGCAGUUUUGAUGAAUUCUUAUAGUAGCUCUCAAGGGGCCUUGUUUUCAUUGCCCUCAUUACCAUCGUUACUACUUCCAGGGUCUAUUUCUUCAUUCUGGGAGAACAAGGUGCCCACGUUGCCAAGACCAUCUAUCCCAACGUUAUCGAGUCUUUCUCAAAUGACCAUGUCAUUAAAAGCAGGGCGUUGGCUAGCUGGAAAUGUGAACACGAAUACGAACAGUAGCAAUGGCAGCAAUAGUAACAACCAUAACAACAGUGGAGAAAACACGGCUGUAGAAGAUGAAGAAGAUGAUGAGGACGGGCCUGCUGCUACUAGAAAUGAUGAUGAAGUUGAGCAGCGUACUGGUGAAGAAGUACAGGCUAUUUCGUUUUCAUCCUCUUCAGGUCCCUCAGGGAAUGAGCACAAUAUAAAAGAAGACCCUAUGAUUAUGGAUGGCGAUGCCUCUUGCACUGAAUACAUAGCCGCAGCCACUGUGGCAACGUGUUUAGCGCCAAGAGAAACAGGAGAGACAUCAACAUCAACAAGCUCUCCAGCGGAUAUUGAUACAACCACUGGAUCACCAUCGCCAGCAACAUUAUCAGCCAAACAACGACCAACCUUGGGUCCUCGUCGAGUUAGCAGCCGAGUUGAUGGACAGCACUCACGUGAGCAUGAGCAAAGGGUAAUGGCCGACGCUGCAGAAGAAGACAUGAGGAAUGUGCUGUCCGGCAACAGCAACAGCAGUAGCAUUGACGAGUCCGUUGAGGAUGAUUGCACACCAUCAUUAAUGGAUAUGGAAUAUUAUUUAGGAACGGAGAGAGGUGCAACAGUCCAGGAGAAGGCUCAAGGUGUUGGCGCAAAGUCAAAUGUUGUUCAGGAACCCAUGGUUCAAUCAAUUUCGUCUGCACAAGGCCGGACAAAGAAUAAAGAAGAUGAGGACCACCAACAGCCACAUGCUGAUACGUUCCCACAGGAGAUUGAGAACGUAGAGGCGGCUAAACAGCAAGAGCAAAAGAAAGACAGGACAGUCCAUGUAGAAGGAAAGGCUACUAAACUACCAUAUCGAAUUGAUUAUGUCUUACAAGAGUCAACUGCGGACCAAUAUACGAAUGAGUAUCUUUUGGGGAUGCGAAGCCAUUUCCGAUACUGGGGUAACAGGGAUGUGGCAUACCACAUCCUCAGAACCAUGCUUCAGCCUGUAAAGAAUCUUGGCUCAGAGGACGAAGUCCUAGAUCUCAAACUGACCACUCCUGUGUCAUCAACCUCAGCUGCAAAUACUAAGGGAGGAGUAGAAGUCAAAACCAGGCUCCCUGCUGCUACAGCCCGUUCACGAAGUGAAUCUUCAGCAUCAACUAUGAUGAAUGCAACAACAGCGACAGAGGCAGCAGCAGCAGUAUCAUCGUCAUUGUCAUCAACAUCUGGCGCGACAACAGUAGUACCAGCAAGACAGCGGGCCAAAAAGAAGCAUCAUCGGAAAUCAUUCACGUUCUCGUUCUUUGGGGGUUAUGACCAUUCUUCCUCCUCUGACGACGACGACGACGACGAGCGCAAGCGCACUGACAACCAAGAGGAGCAGCAGCGAAGGAGACGAAGGCAGCAGCAAGAAGAAACAGAUCAGAAUAUGGCCAUGAUGGACGAGGAAAAUCAGUUAUUUGGAUAUCGAUACCCAAGAACGGAGACGGAUAUGGACAUGGACAUGGACAUGAGUAUCGGUAGUGACGGCAAGGACAACAGCAAUAACAGCAGUGCUGAUACAUACCAACGUACUUCAAGCUCUGCUAGGCCAAGGCUAGUGUCAAAGACUUACAGCGUCGAACCGUCGGAAGACGUGUCGAUGGCCAGUAUUAAUCGAGGAAGUAAGAGGCGAAUGAGCUCUUUGACCAGAAAUAGGAGGAGUAUAGAUAGUAAGGAGUUUGAAGCUGUGGUUGAGACUGAGAACAAGGCCGAAACUAAAGCCGGGGUUGCAGAAAAGGCUGUUGGCGUACAAGGAUGGAUCCCAGCGCCAGUGGUGCCUGAAUUAGCCCGACCAGCUAAGCUGCAUCAUCGCUCCUCGCGUGUUUGAGGAGGACCAGUAAAAAUAUAGGAUUAAAAAUAAAAAAAAAGUCUAAAUUCGACAC
Lobosporangium transversale is the source of this 3418-nucleotide messenger RNA. RefSeq lists its product as hypothetical. The record is from RefSeq and is a predicted model, not a curated record. The transcript is spliced from 5 exons. Lineage: Eukaryota; Fungi; Mortierellomycota; Mortierellomycetes; Mortierellales; Mortierellaceae. Bases 202 to 3363 code for a protein of 1053 amino acids. Gene Ontology annotation, molecular function: metal ion binding.